CCGUGGCUGAUCAGUGAUAAGCAAGAGAGCGAGCGUUGCUGAUCACUGGUUGUCUACGACGACGACAUGAAGCCGGGAGCUGUGGCGUCCAGGUCCGGCAGCACGGUGGCCUUCUCGUGGGAGCAGGAGCCGGGAGUGUCCAAGCAGAGCAGCCCCUUGGAGGCCAGGAAGACGUCGGCGGCGGCGGUGGGCACGGAGGUGGACAGCAGGAAGACGCCAGCGAGCUCGAUGGAAACGGCGGCGGCGCACCCGCACCUGCUGCUCGUGCCGCCGCCGCCGGGUGGGCCUGGUGCACCGGUCGUCUCGCCGCCUGGGAGGAGCAGUAGGCCGAGGAGCCGCGACGUCAGGCAGGGGAAUGACCCGUUCCUUGCGGCGUACCUGGCCUGCACCGACAACGGCAGCAACGGCGGGAGCGGGAACGCGGCGAGGGAGCUCAAGUCGGGCCAGAGGCUGCUUGGAUGUGCCGGGCUCGGUAGAUUGGGGUUCUCUUGCAAGAGUUCGUGUCAGGCCGUGGAGGCGAGCCUAGUGAGACUGGCCAAAAUACCCGAAAUCGAUGAGGAUUGAAUCCUUCCAUCUCUGCUGUUUCGUGUAGCUCCAUCACGUUUGUUCGUGAGUAAUGCAAGAGCAUAUUUCUAGUGCUAUUUCUUGUUGUAAAAGGUGCUCCUUUUCUUUCUUGUUCGACCAAUAGAAGACCUCAUGUAGUGACCAAUGAGAAAUACUUUCUGUAA
Messenger RNA from Phragmites australis (common reed), 728 nucleotides. RefSeq lists its product as uncharacterized. The coding region runs from base 67 to 564 and encodes 165 amino acids. The transcript has a single exon. Lineage: Eukaryota; Viridiplantae; Streptophyta; Magnoliopsida; Poales; Poaceae. The record is from RefSeq and is a predicted model, not a curated record.